CCGAAGUCUCUAUGUGGUCGUUUCAGUUUUAGUUUAGCGUUCAGCGUUAUUCGUCUCAUGCGUGUUAUACUGUCGUGUGAUUUGUUUAUUUUUAUUUACUUACCUUUUAUUGUAAUACUCGUAUUCUAACGAUCUAUUUAUUUAAAUACAGUUGUCGGUGACAAGAGUAAACAACUGAAUAAUUUUCGUCGUGUCAUCAAGGUUGUCGUUUAAACAUUUUUUUCAAACUGUACAUAAAUCUUCGUCAACUUUAAAAAAAAAAUCGUUAUAAAUCUGUCACCGACGGCGACGGCGACAACGACAAACACAAGAUUACAUUGUUGAGCAUGAACUGCUUGCAUUUUACAGAUAGUAUUAUACAAAUGUAUAUAACAUAAUAAUUACAAAGUAUGGACGAUGUAGACGAAACAGACGAACGAGAAGAAUUGUUCUACAACAAUGUUAGAGAGAAAAUAGUAAGUACUUAAACAUUUAUAGAAUAUUUAUUGAAAUUCAAAUUUUUUUAAUGAUAUAUUUCUUUUAGAUUUUUCUCUUGCUAUUCGUUUUGUUGCUAGCGUUGAGUUACGCUAUUGUUAACCAAUAUAGAAAACGAGACAACAUUGUGGUUUCUGUUCAAGAUGAAGAUGAUUUUACUGUGUACAAAUACAGGUCAACAUUGAGAAUAGUAUUAAUUAAACAUUUUUACAAAACUAGGAAAUGCUAAUUUUUACUAUUUUAUUUUUAGUUUAUUACUUUGUACCAUCUCAUUGGCAGUUUCUGUUGGUGCGGCCCUACUAUUGCCAAUUUCCAUAGUUAGUAAUGAAGUGUUAUCUCUGUAUCCUUCCAGUUAUUAUGUCCAAUGGUUAAAUCACUCCCUCAUACACGGUAAGAUAUUUUUUCUUAUGUAAUAUUUGUGUUCUUAACGCCUUUUAUUAGGAUUUUGUUCCGCCGUUUUACUCAGAAAUUAUAGGACCUAGGGUGAAAGGGAAAUCUCCCAUCAUCUUAAUCUUCUAUUUUUAUACUAAUUUUCCUUAAUUUAAAUUUUACCUAGGUUUUGAGCCUUAAUGUACCCCCUUCAAAUAUAAUAGUAAAUCUAGUCACUUGUUUAUUUAUAUUGUCCUUUACUUUCUUUUGAUAACAUAAAUUAAACAAUUCUCUACUUCAAUUUGCACCAACAUCUACUAUAUUGGUAUCCUAUAAUAUUAUCACCCUAUUUAAAGUCUUUCUUAAUUUUAUUUUCCAUAUAGAGUUUAUAAUUUAUCUUCUAUAGGUUUACACUUGUAACAUUUAAAUUAUUAUUUUUAUUCAUUGUUCACUCUAAUGAAUAAUAGUUAUAAUUUGUGUUGAUAUUUAAUUCAGAAUUAAAUUGAAUACAAAUUUAGAACUUGAUUUUUACUUAUAGGUAUCUUAUUUAUUUUAUUUUAUUUUUAGGAUUAUGGAGCUUGGUAUUUUUAUUUUCAAAUCUAUCCCUUUUUAUAUUUUUACCAUUUGCAUUUUUAUUCAAUGAAUCUGAAGGCUUCCCUGGUCACAGAAAAGUAAUAAUAAUUGCAUAAAUAUUUAAUAUAUUUUAAAUUUAAUAUAAAACAAAACUAUUUUCUAGGGUUUAAAAGCCAGAGUGUAUGAAACUUGUACGGUGCUUUUGUUGCUUUCAAUAUUUGUUCUUGUAUUGACAUAUUUGUUGUACACACUAUUUUAUGCUGAGCAAUCCCUCUUUUAUAUGCUAGUCAGUAAGUUUACAUUUUAAUUUUUAUCUAAUAAAAGUAUUAUUAUUUUUUUUUUUUUUAUAUUAUUUUAUAACUUUUAUCUUACAGAUUUAUGGAACAACUAUUUACCAUUUUUAUACUCUUGCAUUUCAUUCAUUGGUGUACUCAUGCUAUUAAGUAAUACCAUUUUAAUUAUUUUAUAUUUUCUUCUUUAUUAAUAUUUUUCUUUAUUCAGUAUGUACUCCAGUCGGAUUUGCUACAUUAUUUACCAUUUUAAGUCGAUUCAUGAUUAAACCACAGCUACAAAAAACUGUAGAUGAAGAGAUCAGUGUUUUACGACUUGAAGUUGACCACCUCAAUAGAAAGUACUACCAACGUUAUUAUAAUAAGAUAGUUUUUCAACAAUAUGAAUCAUAAUAGAUUAUUGUUACCUAUUUUUUAUUUAAUAACAAACACUAAUUAUGUUCAUUCCAGUCUAAUUUAACUAACUUAACCUUUUUAUAUUAAAAUACUGAAAAUAUAUUUAUUGGUCUACCAAUUUCCCAAAUAUUUUGAAACAAUUUGUACGGGUCUAUAUAUUAAUCUAAAUUAUAAAAGAUAGUUUUAAAUUUCAAAUAAUAAACAUUACAAAAUUAACCAAAUAUUUAGAUUGGACCAACCUACUGUAAAUGGUUUUACAUACAUAUCUCCAGCAUCAUUGUUAGAAGUUAAAGAACAAAACAUUACUCGUAAUGAGAGAAAACUAAGGACAUUACAAAACGGAGAACUGAAAAGUGAACUAAUUGAUAAAUUAUCAAUUUUCCAAGAAAAACUCGAUGUGCUUGGUAAUCUUGAUUAUAUUUAUAUUUAAUCUUAUGUUAUAGUUUAUACCCUCCCUUUGGUAUGUAAACCUAUUAUUGUAAUACAUUUUAUUGUUAUAGAAAAACAAAGAAAAACUUCAGUAUUCCGUAAACUAUUUUUAUAUCCAACAUUUAUGCUAUUAUUAUUAGCACUUACUGUUGUUACAGUAUUAUUGGUUGUACAAAAUUUACUUUUGAUACUCAUAGGAAUAAAAGCAUUACCUCUUAAUACAAGAGUAAGUAAAUUCUUUUAUAAUAUUAAUAUUAAAAACAGUAUUUUUUGAACGUAGUAAUUAAAUAUAUAUAUUUUAUAUUUAUAUUUUUAGUGUUUCAAAUUAUAAGCUAUUUAUUGAUAUACUCAUAUUGAAGUUGAAAUCCUAAACUAUCUUAAUUUCUUUCAAAAAUAAUUAUACAAAUUGCAAACAUAUUUUAUUUUAUAAAAUGUAUUAUUAUUUUUUUAUUUAUAAACUGGUGUUUAGUAUAAUAUAUGAAACAUAAAAUGAUAAACAAAUAUAAUUUUAAUUUUUUUUUAAAUAUAAAAGAGAAUGACAUUUAAAUAAUUUAUUUGAUAUAGCUAGGACUGCAGUGUAAGAAUGUAACACAAUUAUUAUCAAAUCUAAUAUCUGUUGUAAAACUUUAACUUAUUUGAGAUGAAAUUAUUAAGUGAUAUUCCUUAAAAAAAAUAUUAUCUUUUGUUACAUGCAUUUCUCUUUGAAGAAUUUAAUGUGUAUCGCAACAAUUUUUCAUUGGCUCUGAAAAAGAUAGCUCACCAGAGUAAUUAUAGAUAUCUAUGUUAAACGAUUACCAAUUUAAAAAUUGAAAAAUUAUAUUUCUUUAUUCAAGAUUGAUUUUGAAAUAUUUUUAAUUUUAAAUCAAUUAUCUAGAAAAAAGCAGACUUGUUCAAAGUGUAGGAUGUCCAAAGUGGGGUAAAAUGUCAGGAAUAUUAUUUUCGAAAUAUGUUGUGCAAUUUUUUAUUAACACAUGAAUGCCUUUAAGAUUUUAUUAAACAUAUGUAUAAACUUGAAAUUAAUUUAAAAUUUAAACCCUAAAAUAGUCAAUAAAUAAUUAUCUAAAUGUACUAAACUACAAAUUAUGUGUGUAGAUGUAGCUUUAUAAGAAAAUGUACUAAAUUUGUAUACUGUAUUAGAGAAAUUAGAGCGUCUUCAAAAAUUGUUUUAGUGAGGUCUUAUAAAAAAUAUAAAUAAUUUUAGCAUUUUCAUUAUUGUAUUAAAUUUUGAUGAUAUAACAAAAUAAAACAACUUAUAUUACUCAUAUGUAAAUUGUAUAUAUAUUUUUUUUUAUAUAUUUGAUUGAAAAAAUGAUUGUGUUAAAUUCUUUUAGACUGUAUAGUGAGCAUUAUUAUUAUGACGUAUUGCAUUUAAGAGUUUUGUUAAUCAAUGAUAAAAUUAAACAAUAAUACUUUAUCAUUUAAAAAUUACAUUGUCAGUAAUUCUGAUAAGGUAAAUGAAAAUAUAAAAAAAUAUGGUAAAAAACAUCACAAGUGCACAUAACACAUAAACCAUCUGUCAGAUUAAAAUUUUUUUAAACAUAUUUAUAUAAUCAAAUACUUAAAAAUAAAAAAAUAUAUCUACUUAUCAUUUAUUUGUUAAUUUGACUUUUUUUUUCUUUAGCAAUUUACUUUAGGAGUAAGUUCUCUAUCCAAAUUGGGACCAUUUGGAGCUGGAUUAGAGAUUGUUAUUAUAUUGUAUAUGUUAGUAGCAUCAACUGUUGGUUUAUAUUCAUUACCUGUUGUGUCUACAUACUGUCCAAAAAUUAAACAAACUCCAUUAACACACAUAGUAGGAAAUUGUACUUUGCUGCUUAUAUUAAGCUCUGCAUUACCAUUAUUAUCUAGAAUUCUAGGUAAGUUUUAAUUAUUGUUGUGACGACUAUAACUUAAAUUUUAACAAGGCUUUAUGAUAAUUUAAUUUGUUUUUUCAUAAUCUAUUUAGGAAUUACGGACUUUGAUUUAUUAGCAGAUUAUGGAAGAAUCGAAUGGCUUGGUAAUUUUACAAUUGUUGCUUUAUACAAUGUAGUAUUUGUUGCUGCAGCUACACUUUGUUUGGUUAAUAAAUUUACAUCAGCAGUACGGAAAGAACUACUAUUAAGGUAAAUAAAUUUAAUUACUUGGGACAUAUUAUUUAAUAACAAAAAUAUGUUUAUAAAUAUAUAUAUUUAUAAUUUUUCAAUAAAUUAAUCUCAAAUCUAUUGUUUAGACUGAAAAGUUUUUGGAAAUGGAUGAUGGGUAAUGUCGACUACAGUAUUACACACAAUUCUAGUUUUUCUGUUGAAAAUUCACCGACAAUUACUAAUAAAAACGCAAUUAAAAAAAAAGUAAAAUAAAAUGUUUUAUUCUAAUUUAAAUUGUCAAUAAUUUAUACAUGUUUGUUACAUUCUUUUUUAAAUUAUUUUGAUAUACCUAACGUAAAUAUAUCUAAACAAUUUUUUUUAGUAAUACUACUAUUUCUAUUCAUUUCUAAUCAUUUUUAUACAUUUUACUAAACUUGUAUUUAUUUAGUAAAUACUAAAUAUUUAUAUACAUUAUCUAUCAAAUUACAAAUUUAUCUAUAUUAGAUAUAAUUUGAACACGACUGAUGAUUAUAGACGGAUGAUGAUUGACAGACUGAAGUUAUAUUAGAACAUUUAAAUUAACUUUCAUUCUGUAAAUAAAAAUGAUUACCAUUAAAUGAGACAAUUCUAAUAAGUGUGUUAAGGAAGUUAACUUAAAAACUGUAUUAUUUUAUAUGAUUUUUUUUUUUUAAAUUGAGUGAUCAAUAAUAAAAUUUUAUUAAGCAUUCCGUGAAUGGAUAUUAAUCUGUACAUAUAUUUUUUAUAUUUGUAAACUCCAUACUCCUAACACAUUUUUGUAUUUUAUUUAUUAUUAUCAACAACAUUUCUUGGCAUUUUUCAAUAUAAAUAAUUGUAAUUAUAGAUAUUUAAUGGAAUUUAUCGUAAUGUUUGUAUGCUUUUGUUAGUUAUAAUUUAAUAAUUAGUUUAAUAAAAUGUUUUUAAAUAAUUAUAAAACUUAAGUAUUAUGUGAAUUUAAAUCAGAAAAAAUGUUUAUAAUAAUCAAUGAAUUUUAAGACGAAAAAGUUUUCAAGUCUUAUUUGAAGAUAGUUCUAUUAUUUUUUAUUUUUAUGUUGGAUGGACUGGAGUACCUAUUGUUGUGUAUGUAUUUAUUUUAUUACUACUAGAUCAAAAACAAGUUUAUUGUUAAUAUAUUAUUAUUUUAAAUAAAUAUGUGAUACUUAUUACUAAACUACAUAAUUUAGGUAUAUCAAUGAUAAAUUAAGGAAAUAGUAAUUAUUAUAUUUUUUUUUUUUUUUUUUCUAAUUUGUAACUUGCAUACAAAAUGUUAUAAAUUUGUUUCUCUACGGUUCCUAUGUUAUUCAUUUUAUGUAAAUUAUUUUCUAAUUAGUAGAACUUAACUAAAACUUUUUUUGGACAGUUAUUAGUAUGUGUUUUAUUUUUGCCAUUUUGUUUUAUAUUUAUGUUUUUCUUUUUGUUUUCAACUUUGUUUAUUACAUGUUUACUAUCUAAAAAUAAAAUUAUUUUCAAAAAACAAG
This is a messenger RNA of Cinara cedri, 6087 nucleotides long. Lineage: Eukaryota; Metazoa; Arthropoda; Insecta; Hemiptera; Aphididae. The record is from the annotation of a GenBank genome assembly.